Messenger RNA from Gracilinanus agilis (Agile Gracile Mouse Opossum), 2457 nucleotides. It is a transcript of the gene CD2AP, whose product is annotated as CD2 associated protein. The coding region runs from base 1 to 2304 and encodes 767 amino acids. NCBI's taxonomy places the organism in Eukaryota, Metazoa, Chordata, Mammalia, Didelphimorphia, Didelphidae. The transcript has 20 exons. The record is from RefSeq and is a predicted model, not a curated record. Gene Ontology annotation, molecular function: protein binding.
AUGGAGAGUGAUUGCUGGGACCAGGCUGCCCUCCCCUCUGUGCCUGUCUUCAAGCUGCCUACCUGCCAACUUGUGGUCAGAGCCUGGAGCCUGGCAGAGCUGUUGCAGCAAGGCACUCUUUCUGGGCUGGAACCCUCACCCCGAGAUUCUACGGACCACCCAAGUCUCAGCACAGUAGUUGACUAUAUUGUGGAGUAUGACUAUGAUGCAGUACAUGAUGAUGAAUUGACCAUUCGAGUUGGGGAGAUCAUCAGAAAUGUGAAAAAACUAGAAGAGGAAGGAUGGAUGGAAGGAGAACUAAAUGGAAGAAGGGGAAUGUUUCCUGAUAAUUUUGUUAAGGAAAUUAAGAGAGAUCCAGAACCCAAGGACGAAAAUUAUCCUUUCAAAAGAGAAAAGCCUGGAAAUGUAGCCAAUCUGGUACAGCGCAUAAGCACUUAUGGACUUCCAGCAGGAGGAAUUCAACCACAUCCCCUAACCAAAAAUGUUAAGAAGAGAGCAAAGAGGCGACUAUGUAAAGUUCUCUUUGAGUAUAAUCCACAAAAUGAAGAUGAAUUAGAGCUCAGACUGGGAGAUAUCAUUGAAAUUACUGAAGAGGUAGAAGAAGGCUGGUGGAGUGGAACUGUGAACAACAAGUCAGGACUGUUUCCCUCAAAUUUCGUGAAAGAAUUAGAGAUUACUGAUGAUGGAGAAGCCCAUGAAACUCAAGAGGAAUCAGAAGCUGUUUUUACUAGCCCUACCUCACCUUUAGGCUCUCUGGCAAAUGAGACCGAAACUGCAGCUGGGUCAGUUGCACAGCCAAAGAAAAUUCGGGGAGUUGGAUUUGGAGAUAUUUUUAAAGAAGGUUCAGUGAAGCUCCGAACAAGAAUGCCCAGUAAUGAAGUAGAGGAAAAAAAACCAGACAAGCCUUUAAAUACACAUACACUAGGAUUCAGACCACCACAGUGUCAGAGUGUAGAAGUAGCAAAGGCAGAAAUUGAAGGCAAAUAUAAAGCUAAGGAAUAUUGUAGAACAUUAUUUGCCUACGAAGGUGCUAAUGACGAUGAACUUUCUUUUAAAGAAGGGGAAAUCAUCCAUUUGAUAAAUAAGGAUACUGGCGAAGUAGGAUGGUGGAAAGGUGAACUUAAUGGUAGAGAAGGAGUAUUUCCAGACAACUUUGCUAUUCAGAUACACGAACAAGAUAAGGAUUUUCCUAAACCAAAGAAGCCACCACCCCCUUCCAAGGGUCCAGCUCCAAAGCCUGAGCCUUUAGAGAAGAAGUAUUUUUCUUCUAGGUUUGAUGAAAUGGAUGAAAAAUCAGCUAUGGAACAGAAACUUUCAAAGCCAACUGCUCCCCAGGUACCACCCAAAAAACCUACACCUCCUAACAAAACCAACAAUUUAUUAAGAUCCUCAGGGAUGAUGUACCCAAAGCGACCAGAAAAACCAGUUCCACCACCACCACCACCUUCUAUCUCUAAGUUCAAUGGGGAAGUUCCUACCUUCCUGCCAAAGACAGAAAAUGAGCCAGUAUUGAAACCAAAGUUAGAUUCUGAACAAGUACCUACUAGACCAAAAUCAAUAGACCUAGAUUCAUAUGUAAUAAGAAGCUCUAAAGAGAUAGAUGUUGUAAAUUUUGAUGACAUAGCUUCCUCUGAAAACCUUUUACAUCUUACUGCAAAUAGACCGAAGAUGCCUGGGAGGAGGUUACCUGGUCGCUUCAAUAGUCCAAUUCAAAGCCCAGAAAAAACCUUAAAGUUUCAGAAAGGUGAAGAAGAAAGUGCCAAAUUAAAGCCAACAGAAGUUAAAAAGACACCUGUGUACACAUCAGCAGCUUCAGCUUCAUCUCCUAGAGCAACUCUCCUUGGAUCAGUAGAUGCCAAAACAAAAGAAGUUGAUGAAGGGAAGAAAAAUGUACUGGAUGACCUCAGAACACAAGUGGUUGAGUUAUUGUGUGUUGUAGAAGUAAUCAAAAAGGAACAUGGGAAGGAACUGGAAAAACUACGAAAAGAAUUGGAAGAAGAGAAGGCAAUAAGAAGUAACUUGGAGACAUCUGUGUGUGCUUCAGCAGUUUCACCUUCAACUAGAAAAAAUAUUCUCACUUCAGUGAAUGUCAGAACAAAGGGAGAAAUUGAAGAUGGGAAGAAAAGCUUGAUAGAUGACCUCAGGGUACUGAUUAUUGACUUAUUGAAUGUUGUCGAAAUAAUCAGAAGGGAACAUGGAAAAGAACUGGAAAAACUAAGAAAAGAAUUGGAAGAGGAGAAGGCAAUGCGAAGUAACGUAGAGGUGGAAAUAGAAAAGCUGAAAAAAGUAGUCCUGUCUACUUGAGGGAGGUGUGAUGUUAGACUCAAUGUUCUUCUUUGGCCAGGGAUUCAUAAACGAGAAUAUGAACUGAAAACUGACUUGUUUACUUCCAAGUAACAAAAGAUUUUUGGUGUGCUAUAGGGGAAAAAAAUAAGUACAUGGGUUUUCAUAUUUACA